GUUUUCUUCUUCUUCUUCUUCUUCUUCCCCGGACUCGUCUCCUUCUGUCAGCUCGUCCGAUCGCUCAGACUAUUGCCUUGUAAUUUCAAACAGAUGGAUCAUCAAGAGCAGCGCGAUGGCAAGCUACCGAGCUCCGAAGAUGAUUCAGAGAGAACCCUGUAUCCGUACGUUACCGGGACCUCGGUGUUGGCAAUCAAGUACAAAGAUGGGAUUUUGAUGGUCGCUGAUAUGGGAGGUUCAUAUGGAUCCACCUUGCGGUACAAGAGUGUGGAACGGAUCAAGCCCAUAGGAAAACAUUCUCUUCUGGGUGCAAGUGGAGAACUAAGCGACUUUCAGGAAAUUCUACGUUAUCUAGAUGAACUCAUCCUUUAUGACAACAUGUGGGAUGAUGGGAACUCCUUGGGGCCUAAAGAGGUGUUUAACUAUCUGACAAGGGUGAUGUAUAACAGGCGCAAUAAGUUCAACCCCUUAUGGAACUCACUGGUCCUUGGUGGAGUGAAAAAUGGACAAAAAUACCUUGGCAUGGUUAGCAUGAUUGGUGUUCAUUUUGAGGACAAUCAUGUAGCCACUGGGUUUGGCAACCACCUCGCACGGCCUAUUUUUCGUGAGGAGUGGCAUGAAAACAUGAGCUUCGAAGAUGGUGUCAAGUUACUGGAGAAAUGCAUGAAAGUGCUGCUCUAUCGUGACAGAUCUGCAGUCAACAAGCUUCAGAUGGCAAAAAUUACUGAAGAAGGUGUGACUACAUAUAAGCCCUACUCCUUGAGGACUCACUGGGGAUAUUCAGCUUUCGAGAACCCGACGGUCGGUGCUGAAGGUUCAUGGUAAAGACCAUCCCUCUAGAAAUGCGGGUUUGCUAUUGUAGGAUCUUAAUGCAUGCCCUAGCAAAGAACUGCGAACAUUCUGUUGCCUGUUUUAUAUAGAACCUCUGACCUUUCUUCUUGUGUUGGUGUUAUUUUCUGAGGAAGAUCUAUUGGAACUGGAAUUGGAGUUGUUAAUGUUCGACGGGUGCUUUCCUUUUUGUUGGAAUCUCCUUAAAUUUGUUUUGAUUA
Molecule: messenger RNA, 1049 nt
Organism: Punica granatum (pomegranate)
Lineage: Eukaryota; Viridiplantae; Streptophyta; Magnoliopsida; Myrtales; Lythraceae
Source: RefSeq, a predicted model, not a curated record